This is a messenger RNA of Carlito syrichta (Philippine tarsier), 183 nucleotides long. RefSeq names its product up-regulated during skeletal muscle growth protein 5-like. Lineage: Eukaryota; Metazoa; Chordata; Mammalia; Primates; Tarsiidae. Bases 7 to 183 code for a protein of 58 amino acids. The record is from RefSeq and is a predicted model, not a curated record. The transcript has 2 exons.
GAAAUCAUGGCAGAUCCUGAAGCUGAUGCCCAAUUCCAGUUCACUGGUAUUAAAAAAUAUUUCAACUCGUACACUCUCACAGGUAGAAUGAAUUGUGUACUGGCCACAUACGAAGGCAUUGCUUUGAGGGUCUUAUACUUCAAGAUAAAAAACAAAAAACCUACAUCUGUGAAAGCAACAUAA